AUGUCUAAUGACGGAGGCAGGACAACAUCCUAUAGCUGCUUCUGCACCGCAAGCUCGGAUGGAUUCAGCAACAUCAUUGCCACUGCUGUUGCGAAGAACUGCGGCCAGCUGAGCGCGGAGGUCGCGAGCGCAACGCAGGUGUUUGAUGCAUAUUGCCAACUUGGCAAAGCUGAUGAAGCCACAGAUGUUAGUGGGCCAACUUCGACGACAGGCGGCAGUAUUCCGACCUCCUCACCAGCCUCUUCUACCGCUGAACCAUCAUCUGGUCUUUCUACUGGAGCUGUGAUCGCCGUCAGCACCUGUGUAUCUCUCGUCACUAUCGCGAUAUUCACCACUGCCUAUUUGUUAUGGCGUCGACGCCGUGCCAACAGGAAACCCCCAAGCGUCGAGGCACAUGCCGAAGUGUUUGUGGAGAACGGAGAACGGAAAGGAGCUCAAGGAAAUGAUGGCACGGUAGAAAAUUUCAAGGCAGAGCUGGAUGCCAGGAAUGAAAUAAAUGAGUUGCCAACUCCGCCGCCGGACCAUGCACGAGCUCCAAUGAGGGCAGUAAUGGUAGUUAUUGAGAACAGGGCAAAGCUCAUAAAUUAUAAUCAAUCUUUUCCUCUUUUCACUCUGGAUAUUGUACAAACCUCGGAGUUGAGAAAGUCCACAGGACACGCCAGCACCGAGGUUCGGCGGAAGCCCGACUGCAACGCUCACGCAAUGAUGCGAGAAAUUGCACCAUCGUCGGGGUCCCUUUUGACACACCAAACUGACAGCCGGACAAGCUCAGAUGAACCAACCACGAAUCUCGGGAGCCGAUGCAAGAUAAGACGUCGGCAAUAA
This is a messenger RNA of Colletotrichum aenigma, 825 nucleotides long. RefSeq lists its product as uncharacterized. The record is from RefSeq and is a predicted model, not a curated record. Lineage: Eukaryota; Fungi; Ascomycota; Sordariomycetes; Glomerellales; Glomerellaceae. The coding region runs from base 1 to 825 and encodes 274 amino acids. The transcript is spliced from 2 exons.